CCACUCGGCACACAACAUUACAUCUCAGAGAUCUCUGGAAGCUCCUCUGUGUGUCAUCUCUGGAUAUAUUCACCUUCCGUGACAGCCGUUGCACAUUUUCUGCUGAGCAUUUUUGCAUCGAGUCUGUGGAUCUCUCCGGAAACUCUCAACUCAUCGUCGGGCUAAUAUUCCUCAGACAGUUGCAGCUAAGAGGACCCGUAAAUCAAACUUAAUCGUAUAGCUGACAGCCUAAAUCGGCCUUGCUAAUAUAUUCCGCUGCAUCGACAUGGUGUAUUAUAUGUAAUCUUUCCGAGAUCAAUUGCGAAUGCAACGCUUUUAAGCUUUCUGAAGUCAGGCUUAUUAAGGGCAGUUGGGUUUUCCUCCUUUGUUGAGAAAAGUUUUUUCGAAGCUUUACGUGUAAGACCUGGAGGAGAGUAGUGCAUUUCCAGGUCGAGGUCAUAUGGACAUUGCAACAAGUUUUAGGUCAACGGAGAAGCAUUUCUCGUUGAGGAAUCAUUCCUCCAGUGUUAAGAUGCUAGACGGCAUUAAAAUUGAAGAUCACAUAAGGACAGCACCAUCAAGUUUGGGAAUUAUGCUUGGAAGCGAGUGCCACCAUCCAGCGAUUUGCGAGGGAUGUCAGCGGCCCAUCUCAGACCGGUUCCUCAUGCGCGUCAACGAUUCGUCCUGGCACGAGGACUGUUUGCAAUGCGCUGUGUGUCAACAGCCGCUGACCACGACCUGUUACUACCGAGACAGAAAACUGUACUGCAAACUGGACUACCAACAGCUGUUUGCCACCAAGUGCAGCGGCUGCCUGGAGAAGAUCGCGCCCACGGAGUUUGUGAUGCGGGCGCUGGAGAGCGUCUACCACCUGGGCUGCUUCUGCUGCUGCGUAUGCGAGCGCCAGCUUUGCAAGGGGGACGAGUUCGUCCUCAAGGAGGGCCAGCUGCUCUGCAAAAGCGACUACGAGCGGGAGAAGGAGCUGCUCAACUCGGUCAGCCCGGAGAACUCCGACUCAGACAAAAGUGAGGAUGAGGACAUAGACGUGAAACAAGAAAAAGGCACGGGAGGCCAAGGCAAAGGCAGCGAUGAUGGCAAAGAUCCACGCAGACCCAAGAGACCUCGUACCAUCCUUACCACCCAACAGAGACGCGCCUUCAAGGCCUCGUUCGAGGUGUCCUCCAAACCCUGCCGAAAGGUGCGAGAGACCCUGGCUGCUGAGACGGGCCUGAGUGUGCGAGUGGUCCAGGUGUGGUUCCAGAACCAAAGAGCCAAGAUGAAGAAGUUGGCACGCAGACAGCAGCAGCAGCAGGAGCAACAGAACACCCAGAGACUGGGCCAAGGUGGGCGGUGGUUUCCUCUGCUCCGUGUCUCACCUGGCUGUCUCUCCUCCACAGAAGUGAUCUCUGGGCGCAUGGAGGGCUUGAUGAGCUCCUACACACCGCUGGGUCCUCCCCAGCAACAGCAGCUGUUGGCCAUGGAGCCCAAUGGCUACAGCACAGAUCCCUUCCAGCAAGGGCUAACCCCACCACAGAUGCCUGGAGAUCAUAUGAAUCCAUAUGGGACUGACUCUGUCUUCCACGACAUCGACAGCGACACGUCUCUCACCAGCCUGAGCGACUGCUUCCUGGCCGCCUCUGAGGCCGGCUCCCUGCAGUCCCGCAUAGGAAACCCCAUCGAUCGUCUCUACUCCAUGCAGAGCUCUUACUUUGCCUCCUGAAACCGAACACCUACGCUCAUCUCUACAAGCCAAGCAACCAGCCAAACACAACCUACCAAAACCAACCAAACAAUCAUCCAAACCCGCAGCCAUGAGCACGAGCCUCUGCUUCCACAAGGCUGGCAGCAUAAAUCAGACCGCACUGUGGUUCUGUGACUCUGACUUCCGCAGGCUCCCCAUCUAGAGGGACGAGAACAUGGACAGACUGGAAGAUAAAACGGGGCCUCGUUUCUUUCCUCUCCCGUCCGUGAAAGAGAAGUGAAGAUGGGUUUUGGUGCUUAACAGGGUUCAAAGCUACAGUCACAGCGUGAUGCCUGGUCUGCAAACUGUUCGCACGGACAAAGAAAAGAUAAUGAAUUAUUUCACCUCACAUCGUUAUUCGGUUAGGAGAAAUAAAUAAUAUUUUGCUUGUCAGGCGUUCAGAAAAAAACUGAUUUGUUUUGAGAAUGUGGACCAGAAUGAAUGGGUAGGCAUCAUUACGAAGUGAACAAGUUCAGCUUUAAAUUGUGGACUGUGACCAUUCUUUUUGUUUCGUUUUGUUUUGUUUUCCUUGUUGGAAUUGACUAAUAAAAGCUUCAGUGUAUGUUUAUGCUUGAACAUAAUUUUGUAAUGGCAUAUGUGCGGCUUUUAGAGGUCGUCUUGACAUUUGUAAUAAUAUAUCUCAUGCCAACCUUUUUCAAUUAACCCCUUUGGCCUCUAACCCCUUUGCUGUGAUUGUCAUGACUACGCCACAGAAUGAAAAGAAAGAAGAAACACAGGAUUCAAAGGGACAAAACUCAUGGACUCUCCACUGUAUUUCAAGUGUAUAUAGAUGUACAACAAAACUCAUGUCCGACCCGCCGUGCAUGUUGAAAUGGACAUCUCUCUAUUUAUUGAAGUGCAACAUGCGCCCUGUAAUACAGAGUGGGGAAAAAAAAAGCUUUAUUUAAAACUAAGGACCCCAGUGUACAAGUAGAAGGUGCCCUAAGCAUAGAAUAAUGUGUCUUUUUUUGAUUAUGAGAUUGAAAGUAGUAUUUUUGUUUCUGUUCGAUGUUUUAAAGAAAAAGAGUAUAGGCUGUAAAUCUGUUUCACUGUGCUAUUUAUUUGUUCCUUAGUGUGCUCUUGGGCCCGGGCCAGAGUGCAUUUUUAUCACUCCUCUUUGCUAAAUUACCAAAGUUUGUUGGUAUUACAAAUAAAAACAACCCCCUAAAAAAAAAAAAAUGUUUCCGUCUGUGUCACAAACUGGAAACUUGAAACAAAGAAAUAGGAUGCAAACGCUCAAGGCGUGUUUUACUGAGAUAAAUCAAAGUGCCACGAUGGGCAAACAAGGCAGAGAUCACAGGACUGGAGAACAGCACUUCUUGCUGAUC
Messenger RNA from Clupea harengus (Atlantic herring), 3048 nucleotides. It is a transcript of the gene lmx1ba, whose product is annotated as LIM homeobox transcription factor 1, beta a. The transcript is spliced from 8 exons. Gene Ontology annotation, molecular function: DNA-binding transcription factor activity, RNA polymerase II-specific; RNA polymerase II transcription regulatory region sequence-specific DNA binding. Gene Ontology annotation, cellular component: nucleus. Lineage: Eukaryota; Metazoa; Chordata; Actinopteri; Clupeiformes; Clupeidae. The record is from RefSeq and is a predicted model, not a curated record. Gene Ontology annotation, biological process: regulation of transcription by RNA polymerase II; neuron differentiation. The coding region runs from base 440 to 1699 and encodes 419 amino acids.